Molecule: messenger RNA, 1533 nt
Organism: Leptosia nina
Lineage: Eukaryota; Metazoa; Arthropoda; Insecta; Lepidoptera; Pieridae
Source: the annotation of a GenBank genome assembly
AUGCUGCUGCAAAAGUUGCUUGGCUUACGCUUUACAAAGUGGGGACAGAUGCGAUUAAUUUCUACAAAUGCAGAAGAUAACUUAUCAAUUCUGUGCAAACAUUUGAAAAUCGACAAGGAAAGAGCAAAAUAUAUGCAAUUAAAAGAACCAUACAUAUCUAAAAUGACUGAGGAUCGUGUAGAGGGAAUGGUUAAAACUUUGUAUUCUAUAGGCUACUCGAGAGAUAUUUUAGUCAGCCAUCCUACUUUGUUUUACAUGCUACCACUUACUUUAAAAAAUAGGUACAGGAUCUUAGACGAAUGUGGAUUUCAAGAUAUCACACCCGAUCUCUUACUCUCAUAUUUAAAGACUAUAAAACAAAGAACUAUUGGAGAAUUAAAGAGCCUGGGCUUAUUAUCAACAUUAGUUAAUAUAGAAAACAAACUGGCAAGUUGUUUAUCUCAAUGGCCUACAUCACUUACAACUCAAAUACAAGGUGAUGUUAACUUGUCUACUUUGUAUACAAUAAGACUUAAAUUAAUAAAAAGGUAUCUGGAAUUAAUGCUUGAUCUCAGUGAAGAAGAAUUUUACAGAGGCAUGAAGACAUACCCUACUAUACAGCACAGACCUCUCAAAGCUAUAAAUGAAACAUUAUUUAUAUUACAAUCUCAAGUGCAGAUGUCUAAUGAAAAAAUAAAGUCAAAUAUGUAUUUGAUACAUAUUGACCCUGACAACUUAAAAAAUAUUUUGUACUAUCUUAGAACCAUAGGUGGAGUCGAUAUAAAGGAAGUAAUUAGAAUGUAUCCCAAAUUAGCCACCAGGAGUUAUACUUCCUUACUGGAAACAAAAAAAAUACUAGAAAAAUAUGGAAUUGGUGAUGAAGCGCAGUCUAGAUGCCUAGAAAUCUAUACUCUAAGUCCAAAGACUAUUGCAGAAAGAUUAGAGAACACAAGAGCAAUGCCAGAAUUCAAUAUAUAUUGCAAUCACCCUAGAUUUUUGAAGAUUAUUCAUUAUAACACUACAGUACUAAAACGGAUAACAAAUUUAAAAGAUAGCAAUAAACGAUGCUUGAGUCUUAAUAUUGUAUCUGGCUGUAGACGUCGUUAUGAAUCUUUUCAAAAAGCUCCUGGAGAUGGACUAGGUAAGGGGAAAGAUUUGGUAUUUUCUGUUAAUCAAGCGUUGGGAAAUAAAUUCUCAUCCCAAGAUAUUCGUCAGAAGCUGAAGAAACAUCCGUUUUGGAUUAAUAUUCCACUAGUGGAAGUAAAGUAUGUCUGUGAUAAAUUACUAACUCUUUUCUCAGUGCAAGAUAUUUAUGAAAAUUGUCCAAUACUUCUGUACCCAUGGAAUAAAAUUAAACGGGAACUAGACACUAUUGACAGUCUCAAAAAUAGAAAUAAAAUCAGUCAUUUAAUUAGUGAAAUAAAUUUGACAAAAAUAACUAAGUCCCAAAAGUUGAGUAUAGUAUUGUAUAUGUUAGAGAAACAACAUUAUUUUUCAGGGAAUGGUGUUUGGACAGAAGAACAACAAAAAAAUAUUGUUCAUUUAAGUGCUUGA